This is a messenger RNA of Portunus trituberculatus (swimming crab), 1026 nucleotides long. RefSeq names its product probable 28S ribosomal protein S25, mitochondrial (gene mRpS25). NCBI's taxonomy places the organism in Eukaryota, Metazoa, Arthropoda, Malacostraca, Decapoda, Portunidae. The record is from RefSeq and is a predicted model, not a curated record. Gene Ontology annotation, cellular component: mitochondrion. Gene Ontology annotation, molecular function: structural constituent of ribosome. Bases 107 to 616 code for a protein of 169 amino acids. The transcript is spliced from 3 exons.
GGCCACUUUGUUUACAUCCCCGGCCCGGAGCACACGUAACCUCCUUCACUCCUAUUUUUGGUCCUAUUUCUUUCCCUAUCAGUGUGGGAAGGAUAAGUCAGCCAGGAUGCCGUUCAUGAAAGGCAGAGCACCCAUCAGGAGGACGCUACAGUACCUCCAAUCCUCCAAUUUGGUGUUAAAGGAGAGAGUUAAGAUUUUUACGGUUAAUUACAACGUGCACGGGAACCACCACCGCGGGGCCAAGGAUUUUGUGUUUUGGCAUCUGGCGCAGCUACAGUACAACAACCCAAGUGUGCAGAUCGCCACCUUCAAGAACCUCACACCCACACCUUUCAUCCGCGUGUUCUUUGAGAGCGGAGAGGAGGCGCUGGUGGACCUCGAUUCAAGACCCCGCCAGGAUAUUGUGGACCACAUCAAGAAGGUGUUUUGCAAGAGUGACAGCAAGUUAGGAGAAGAGAGGCUGGAGAGAGAGAGUAAGGACAACCCGGCAAAUUUUGGUUGGGGGUGUAAUCGGCAGUGUAUUUGUGAGAUUCCCGGGCAGGUGCCGUGCCCCGCUGUAGUGCCGCUGCCCAAGGAGAUGCGAGGGAAGUAUAAGUUUGGGCAGGCGGUGGAGUGAGUGGUGUGUGUUGGUGUUUUUUUUUUUUUCUUUUAUAUGGUUUUGUUAGUGUGUGUGUGUGUGUUUGUUUUUAUUGUGUGUGUGUGUGUGUGUGUGUGUGCAUGUGUGUUGGUUUGUGCCAGAGUCAGAUGAUAAGCUAGUUUCUUCCUGUGUGUGUGUGUGUGGUGGCUGCGAGGGUGUGUGGCGAUGGUGUGUGGUGGUUGCCUGGUGCUGUCUUAUAUGGCACACUGGCUUACUCACUCACUCACUCACUCACACCUUUCUUUCACUGUAAAUAAUCCUCGACACAAUUACACUAAUACCUCCAACACUGUCCUGCCUGAAGGUGUACAUAUGUAUGAGUAAUGUGGCAACGUGGCUCACCUGUGACUCCUGAGCAAGCUGCCAAGUAAUAAUAAAAUACUUUGUUA